UAAAUCUAUAUCAUAAGAAAUAGACAUUCCCUCGUUUUAGUUGCGUCAAAUACAUAGAAUUUGGAAUAACAAAAUAUACACGUUAUUAUAGUCAACAAAAAGCUUAGAGCCUAUAAGUUCAAAAUGGCAAGUAGUGGAGAUGGAGAUAAUAAUAGAGACCAUGAUGAAUCAAGAAUGCCUAAAGACAUGAAAGGUUUAUUGAGAUUAUGUGCUGAAGUUUCAGAUCCUAGUAAUGAAAAUAAAACUAGCCAAGAAAUAGUUAACCAAUUGGAUCCAGAGAAACAAGUGUUUUUAGAGAAGGCUCUGUCUGAUCUAACUGUUAAUCCUGUACAACGUAUGAAGGAAUGUAUACACAUUAUAAAAACAACACCAGAUACUGAUGACGGUAUUGAAAAUAAACUUCAAGCUUUAGAGGAACUUUUAGAAUGGUGCGGACAUAUAGAUUUUGCAAUAGAUUUCCAUAAAAUUGGUGGAUUCGAAGUAUUUUCAUCUCUAUUAAAUCAUGAAGAUGCAGAGUUGAGAUGGACAUGUUUAGAACUAGUAGCAGAUUUAGUACAGAAUAAUCCUUACUGUCAGAAGGCUGUCUUAGAAAAUAAUUUACUUCCUGUUUUAUUAGAAUCGCUUGACAAAGAUCAAAACUCAACUGUUAAAACAAAGGCAUUGUAUGCUCUGUCAUGUUUGUGUAGAGAUAACGAAGAUGGACAAAAAUUAUUUACAGAACAAGAUGGUUUCUCGGUAUUAAUGAGAGCUAUGCAAACAGAUGUGGAAAAACUGAAAAUCAAGGCUUCUUUUAUGUUAAAUUCUAUGUGUACAAGUCAUCCUAGUUAUAAAGAUAUAUUAUGUGAUAUUGGUAUGGUAGAACAGUUCAUAGGUUUAAUUACACAGGAACAUGGGCCAUUACAAGAACAUGUAAUGAAUGCAUUAUUAACUUUAAUAACAGAUCAUGAUAGAGCUAGAGACAUUGCUCAACAACCUCAACUUAAUCUGCAUGAUAUACUCAAAGAAAGGCUUACUGUACUUCAAGACAAACCAGAAUUUGAGGAGGAGAAAGAAUAUGCAGAAAGAAUAUUGAAAUUAAUCAGCUCAAAUGGUGGUUCUAGUGGAAAUCAAGAUGUCUUUCGGUAAUAAGAACAACAGACUGUUGUGUAUAUUGAAUGUGAUCGUGUUUUAGUGCACUUAUUUUUAUCAAAUCCUAGAAUUUGAGAAUAUUAUGAUUACUUGUAUUAUUACCAGUAGUUCUAUUAAGGAAGCUGUUAUUAUCAGUUUUAUGUAAUCACUAUUGCUCAUAUAAGUUAUAACUUAUCACAAGGAAUUUAUAUGGUGUGGAUGUAAUUAGUGAUGUAAAUCAUCGAGAAAUUUACAUUCCUUGGAAAAAACCCCCCAGAAAUUACUGCUGAAAGAUAUGAUCUGGCUUCAUGACUUACUGAACAUUUCUAAUUGCACUGUGUUACCAGAAAAUGCUUGUUUACACAUACUUUGUUAAACUGUGUAUUGUUUUAAUAUUAGAAAGGAACUGCUAUUGUUAUUGUACUAAAUGUGCACUAUAUCUAAUACAUGUCGUGUCAAAUCAAA
Messenger RNA from Patella vulgata (common limpet), 1572 nucleotides. Its product is annotated as hsp70-binding protein 1. Bases 124 to 1125 code for a protein of 333 amino acids. The transcript has 7 exons. NCBI's taxonomy places the organism in Eukaryota, Metazoa, Mollusca, Gastropoda, Patellidae. The record is from RefSeq and is a predicted model, not a curated record.